AUGUGGAAUCGCUUUGAAGUAUGCAGUUGGCUGAAGUUUCACACCGGUCGCUGUCCAAACAAGGAUCUUAGGGCAUUGCCCCAAGAAGCUGUUGAGAUUGCCCAUGCCCGCAGGAAUUGGUGUCCAUGCUCCAAUAAUGUAUGGUGCAAUGUUGACAUCCAGGACCAUGAAAGGCAUCAAACCAUCAUUGGUCUGAUGUGA
Penicillium crustosum is the source of this 201-nucleotide messenger RNA. RefSeq lists its product as uncharacterized. The transcript has 2 exons. The record is from RefSeq and is a predicted model, not a curated record. Lineage: Eukaryota; Fungi; Ascomycota; Eurotiomycetes; Eurotiales; Aspergillaceae. Bases 1 to 201 code for a protein of 66 amino acids.